AUGUCCAACACAAGCUUCGUGACAAUGUUCAUCCUCACAGGCCUUCCCCAUACCCCAACGCUGGACACGCCUCUCUUUGGAAUCUUCCUGGGGGUUUAUGUGCUCACUGUAGUAGGAAAUCUCCUCAUCUUGCUGGUGAUCUGGGUGAAUUCUCACCUCCACACCCCCAUGUACUACUUACUCACUAACCUAUCCUUCAUUGACAUGUGGUUCUCCACUGUCACAUUGCCCAAAAUGCUGAUGACCUUAUCGUCACCUGCUGGCAAAGCAAUCUCCUUCCACAGCUGCAUGAUCCAGCUUUAUUUCUUCCACUUCCUGGGGAGCACAGAGUGUUUCCUCUACACAGUCAUGUCCUAUGAUCGCUACCUGGCCAUCAGUUACCCACUCAGGUACACCUGCAUGAUGAGAGGGAGAACGUGUGCCCUCCUUGCUACUAGCACUUGGCUCAGUGGCUCUUUGCACUCUGCAGUCCAGACCACACUGACAUUCCGUUUGCCUUACUGUGGACCCAACCAGAUCCAGCACUACUUCUGUGAUGCACCGCCCAUUCUCAAGCUAGCCUGUGCAGACACUUCAGUCAAUGAGAUGGUCAUCUUUGUGAACAUUGGGGUAGUGGCUGUAGGCUGCUUUCUCCUCAUAGUGCUGUCCUAUGUAUCCAUCGUCUGUUCCAUCCUGAGAAUUCGCACCUCAGAGGGUAGAUGCAGAGCCUUUCAGACCUGUGCCUCCCACUGUAUUGUGGUCCUUUGUUUCUUUGUUCCCUGUGUUUUUAUUUACCUGAGGCCAGGCUCCAGAGAUGCUGUGGAUGGGGUCGUGGCAGUUUUCUACACUGUACUGACACCCCUUCUCAACCCUGCUGUGUACACCCUGAGGAACAAGGAAGUGAAGAAAGCUCUGUUGAAGCUUAAAGACAAAAUAGCACGUUCUCAUAGAGGAUAA
Messenger RNA from Carlito syrichta (Philippine tarsier), 936 nucleotides. RefSeq names its product olfactory receptor 10G9. The record is from RefSeq and is a predicted model, not a curated record. Gene Ontology annotation, biological process: G protein-coupled receptor signaling pathway. Gene Ontology annotation, molecular function: olfactory receptor activity; G protein-coupled receptor activity. The transcript has a single exon. Gene Ontology annotation, cellular component: membrane. Bases 1 to 936 code for a protein of 311 amino acids. Lineage: Eukaryota; Metazoa; Chordata; Mammalia; Primates; Tarsiidae.